CGUACAGACUCUAUUGCACCGUCCUACCUGCGGAGUUGGACCAAACAAGUUCGUAGUAACAUGUCCAUUAUGGCGACCACCGCAUUAAGAUCAGCGCUAAAGGCAAAGGUCCCACUUCAAGUUGGCCGCAUGUGCUACUCCUCAGUGCCCACCACCAAGCUAUUCAUUGAUGGGAAGUUUGUUGAAUCCAAAACCUCAGAAUGGCUGGAUAUACACAAUCCUGCUACCAAUGAGGUGAUCACCCGAGUACCCAAAGCCACCCAGGAGGAGAUGUUGGCUGCCGUGGACUCUUGCUCCAGAGCUUAUCGCUCCUGGUCUGAGACCUCCAUCUUGGCCCGGCAGCAGGUCUUUCUGCGCUAUCAGCAGAUUAUCAAGGACAACAUUAAAGAACUUGCCAAGUCGAUCACACUGGAACAGGGCAAGACCCUUGCAGAUGCCGAGGGGGAUGUGUUCAGAGGAUUGCAGGUUGUGGAGCACGCCUGCAGCAUAACCUCUCUGAUGCUCGGUGAGACCCUGCCCUCCAUCACCAAAGACAUGGACACCUACACUUACCGCCUGCCUAUCGGGGUAUGUGCUGGCAUUGCACCCUUCAACUUCCCCGCCAUGAUCCCUCUCUGGAUGUUCCCUAUGGGCAUGGUGUCUGGCAACACCUACCUGCUGAAGCCGUCCGAGCGGGUGCCGGGCUGCGCCAUGCUGCUGGCCAAGAUGAUGCAGGAUGCCGGAGCUCCGGACGGGACACUCAACCUCAUCCACGGCCAACACGACGGUGAGAGUUGGUCUCUGUUACCUUUAGUUACUGUAAGAACAUAUUGUAUAGGGCAGAUGAUUAAGGCCACAUUUACUAAAUAUGUGACAUCUUGACAUGUUCACUUGGGA
This is a messenger RNA of Notothenia coriiceps (black rockcod), 876 nucleotides long. RefSeq names its product methylmalonate-semialdehyde dehydrogenase [acylating], mitochondrial-like. The record is from RefSeq and is a predicted model, not a curated record. Gene Ontology annotation, biological process: thymine catabolic process; L-valine catabolic process. Gene Ontology annotation, molecular function: methylmalonate-semialdehyde dehydrogenase (acylating, NAD+) activity. Gene Ontology annotation, cellular component: mitochondrion. NCBI's taxonomy places the organism in Eukaryota, Metazoa, Chordata, Actinopteri, Perciformes, Nototheniidae. The transcript is spliced from 6 exons. Bases 61 to 861 code for a protein of 266 amino acids.